UUCAGUACACCACUACACAUCAUGGACGCUUACGGGAUCACCAUACUCGCGAUAGUGUUGACGGCAAUCAUUAUAAAUGUGUUUUGUGAAUUUAAAUAUUAUACACGGCAUUGAAACUUAAGUCAACUUUCAGAGUCUGUAGCCAAAACACAACAAACACUCGAAGCGCACAAAGUGAUCGAAAUCGAGCAAGUGACAGUUUCCGGUGUGUGGCGCGCUGGGCGUAUUUCCGUCCGCGCCGCGUCGUCUGGAGCGUGUAGUGCGUUUAGUGUUGUAUUGUGGCUUUAGUCGUGUAGACGUGUAGUAGCCAUGGUGGACCGAACGAUGUAUGGGAAGAUCACCCCGGGCACGUACCAACCGUACAGAUGUACUCUCAAGAAUGGCUGUUCGUCCCCCGGAUAUGCGCUCUUGGCAGACCUGCAGAACACUAUAUCUCCGAGCGGGUCAGGCUAUGGGUCGCUCAAUGGUCACACGACACGCUCAGAAUACGCUACCGUCAACAGUCGUACGCGGAGUCCCACGGCGCGACCCAUGUCGCCCAUGUACCAGAAUGAAGGGGUGACAAGUUCCAGCAAAAUGACCACAUCUCUCAACAACAACCUGUCAGAGCUAGACACUUUGCUACAAGACCUCAGCAAUUCUCGCUACUCUGAACGUAGAGCCACAGACAUGAAUGGGACGUUGGGACUCGGCCGGCCGUCGGUGGACAGUCUACUGGACGAACUCAAUACAGCGGUGCCUCCCCAAUCCAAACCUUCAUCAGGAUCAAAUAAAGAUGCUGAUCACUACGUACAUGAGGUGAUAAUCAAAGAGACCACAACCACGGGUAGACCAACAGCUUCAUCUGCUACUAAGGAACUAGAUGACCUCAUGGCAUCUUUAUCUGACUUUAAGGUUUCAUCAUCCCCCGCUACUGCUCGAUACACAGAAACUACUACCACCAUCACAGAGUCAGCCUACGCCAAGCCUUCCCGCAGCAAACAGAAGCAGUUGGAUUGUAUGCUCGGCAGCUUACAGGCAGACAUGAGUAGACAGGGAGUUAACACUACACAGAAGGGCUGCUGCAGUGCCUGUGACAAGCCCAUCGUCGGUCAAGUGAUCACGGCACUCGGCAAGACUUGGCACCCGGAACACUUUGUGUGCACCCACUGCCAGCAGGAACUCGGCACCCGGAACUUCUUUGAGAGGGACGCACACCCGUACUGCGAACCAGACUAUCACAAUCUGUUCUCCCCGAGAUGUGCCUACUGCAACGGACCCAUUCUCGAUAAAUGUGUGACCGCCUUGGAAAAGACGUGGCACACGGAGCACUUCUUCUGCGCCCAAUGUGGUAAGCAGUUCGGUGAGGAAGGGUUCCAUGAGCGAGAGGGCAAGCCAUACUGCCGGGACGACUACUUUGACCUGUUCGCUCCUAAGUGCGGUGGCUGCAACCGUCCAAUCAUGGAAAACUAUGUAAGCGCUCUCAGCUCACAAUGGCACGCUGACUGCUUCGUCUGCAGGGACUGCAGGCAGCCGUUUCACGGAGGUUCGUUCUUCGACCACGAAGGUUUGCCAUAUUGUGAGACACAUUAUCAUGCUAAGAGAGGGUCGCUGUGUGCAGGAUGUCAUAAACCUAUCACAGGACGUUGUAUCACUGCUAUGUUCAGAAAGUUUCAUCCGGAACAUUUUGUCUGCGCUUUUUGUUUAAAGCAACUAAACAAGGGUACAUUCAAGGAGCAGAACGACAAGCCAUACUGCCAUUCUUGUUUUGAAAAACUAUUUGGUUGAAACCAACUGCGGUCUUAAAUCUAUAAUUUUUAAUAAUGUAACGCAGCUUACUUGGAUUGUAAAGAUCCGUUUUAACACUUGAAUCGUAACUCGUACAAGUAACGUUAACUUUAAGUUUGUCAAACAAACCAAGUUUGUUACUCUUACUUGUUUUGAGAACAUUUUUAAUUAGGUUAAGUUUGAAAUGAAAUUUAAGUUUAAAAUUAGAUAUUCUUCUCAUUAAAAAAAAUCUUUGAAGGAAACAUAACAUAUUAUAGUAGAACCUUGAUAACAAAUUUCUUUGGGUAUGAUAAGGUAAGCAUUUAUUUUUAUUUUACCCAGAUCCAUUUGUUAUUUACGUUUGCUAAGUGGUUGAACUGCAUGAAAUCAACUUGCUUUAUCAGACUAGACUAUAGUCUCAAUACCACCUUUCCCUCAAAAUGGUCAAAUGGCUUUAAGGUCCAUUAGCAUCUCCAUAACUGUCCUCUCAAGGAGUCGGCGAGAAAAAGAUAAGAAAGUUAGUGUUACUCAAAACGAUACCAACAAACUACAAACAUUACUUGUAUCAAGAUCAUUUGCUAUCAAGGAUUUUGCAGUAUCAUGGAGGUUACAUUUAAAGGGGUUAGAGAAAUGCAUUUUGUUAUCUUGGUUCUGCUGAAGAUUCAAAAUUCCUGGAUUUGACCAUCACUAAGUAUUAACUUAGUGAUGGUCAAAUCCAGGAAUUUUGAAUCUUAAACAUUUGAGUCCUGAUAUUUGAAAGUAAACUUUAGCUGUAAUACAGUACAGAACCUAUUGUGAAAGUUGAUCCAUAUUAUUUACUGUGUAGUUAUAUAUUCUAAAAGUUAUGAUGGAUUUUAAAACCGGUUUCCUCCAGAAUCAUAGCAACGUCAUGAUUAUCUUUCUCCCGAAUACAUUUCACUACCAAUAACAAAGAAAAACUGACAGGCAUUCAAGCUAAGGCUAGCACAAAGUACCUUGGUGUCAUUAUGGAAUAACUCACAUAGAAGCAACAGGUAACAACCCUGUGCAAGAAACCAUGCUCUGGAAUCAGGAGAAUGAUGCACAUUGUGUGAUCUGAAUGCAACAAAAACUGCUUACCACUCUCUUCUCGAGAGCCACCUUAUGUAGGGCAAAGUGGUACAGAGAGGAACAACCAAUACUAAUCUGGAGAUGCAUCAAAAAAGGGCGAUAAGAUGUCAAGAAAGCUGCCGUGCUGCAUUUAAAGAACUGAAAAUGCUCAAAGUGACAUAUCUUUACAUAUGCAAUACUUCAUUCAGAUUCUAUUUAUCAAACAAUAAAUGAAGACUUGCACCUUUACCAUACAAGAGACACUUCGAAUUUCCCACUCCCAAUACUCCGACUUAUCCAUCCUAUAGGGGAGCACUGUUCAACUACCACCUUUCAAGCAACCUCAAGGGGAAAAAACGGCUAAAAAGUUAAAGAAAACCCUUACAGCAUGAUUACUGGAUAGAUUAUAUUACACAGAAAAAAUUGUUACUAAAUCAACUAUAAUAUUUUUAAUUGACACAUUGUACUCUAUUCUCUAAGAAUAUGUAAAUAAAGUAUAUUGUCUCUAAUCACAGAAACAUCUGUAUGCUUGUGAUCAUAUUUUAGUUUACGGGUCUUAAUAAUUCAUGUACAUCCCGGCUAAAAAUCUUUUCAGGAUUUAAACUUUAUAUCCACGUUCCACUACCUUGAAUACAUGGUUGGUGGUAGCAUAUACAAAUGGUGGUUGUAACUAAAUGUAAGAUUCGAGAAUCAAAUCUUUUCCUGAAAUUCGUUGGAAUUGAGAUUCAGCUUUCAUGCAUCUCUGGUAGGCCCAUCAUUUAUCAAAAAUUUUGUAGUUGGAAGCAUUUGAUUGUACUUUAUUACAGCGGAGUGCAUUCAUCCAUGUACUAUCUGUAAUAAUAAAUUAAUUGACAGAAAAAGAAACACCUUUAACAAUUUUAUUAGUGUUAGACAUUUGUAAUUUAACAUGUGUUCAUGUUUUGUUGUAUUUUAUUGUUGAUUAAUUUUAGUAAUAAGGAUUUGAACAGGAUAAGUAUAAUCCAUAGAUAACUGUACAGAUUAAACAGAACGGUGGUAAUGCAUGUUAAAUGGUCAAGUUAACAGUGUUUACAAUUGUUUUAUUUUUUUUAAUUAUUAUUAUAUUUAUUAUGUAAUCAAACUUUUGCAUCACUAAAGUACCCUGUAUUUGAAAAAUAUUUUUUCUAUGAUUGAAAAGAUAACUUGCAUUUGAUAAAAAUGAUACUAUGUGUCCAUUUUUACAGAACACUUUGAAACAAUGUGAUUUUUAUCUUUUUAUAACAAUAUAUAUCUUUCAAUAUGUUUAUUGUCUUUAUUUGUUUCUUUCUUUCCUGUGAUCAAUACUUUCUGAUUCGAGGAUUUGUUUUAAAGUCAUAAUUAAAUUUAGGUGGUUUUGUUUUGGGACUAAGAAGUAAUCUUUUUUCAAACCUACUUAAAAAUCAAAUUAAAUUCAAUAAUAUAGUAUAGUAAAUAAUAAUGUAAUCUAGUGGUAUGUAUCAUAAUAUCUUUUCUGUUAAAAUAAGUUGUUCUUCCAAAUAUAGUGUUUAAUUACAGUAUUGUUUGAUUUCAUGUA
Macrosteles quadrilineatus (aster leafhopper) is the source of this 4345-nucleotide messenger RNA. It is a transcript of the gene Pax, whose product is annotated as paxillin. Lineage: Eukaryota; Metazoa; Arthropoda; Insecta; Hemiptera; Cicadellidae. Gene Ontology annotation, cellular component: stress fiber; Z disc; filamentous actin. The transcript has 12 exons. Bases 310 to 1767 code for a protein of 485 amino acids. Gene Ontology annotation, molecular function: muscle alpha-actinin binding; actin binding. The record is from RefSeq and is a predicted model, not a curated record. Gene Ontology annotation, biological process: muscle structure development; actin cytoskeleton organization.